GAUUGGACUUAAAUUAUGCUCAGAAAUAUUUUAACUACUCCUAUUUUCACACUGGCCACUUUUUCGUCGAUACGUGGCAUAAGCACGAACAACUUCCACGUUCGCCGCCAUUUUGACAUCCAGCGAUUUGUAGAGACUUUAUUGAAUUGUAGCGUUUUUCGUCAUAUUUCGUAUAUUUGCUUCCGAAAAUACGACUUAAAAAGCUGCAAAAUGGGGAAUAUGUUUGCAAAUUUAUUUAAAGGCCUAUUCGGCAAAAAAGAAAUGAGAAUAUUGAUGGUGGGUCUCGACGCCGCUGGUAAAACUACAAUUCUAUACAAACUAAAAUUAGGCGAAAUUGUUACAACAAUUCCUACUAUUGGGUUUAAUGUUGAAACUGUAGAGUACAAAAACAUCAGUUUCACCGUAUGGGAUGUCGGUGGUCAAGACAAAAUCAGACCACUGUGGAGGCAUUACUUCCAAAAUACACAGGGUCUCAUCUUUGUAGUAGACAGUAACGACCGAGAGCGUAUUGGCGAGGCGCGCGAAGAACUCAUGCGGAUGUUAAGUGAAGAUGAACUACGAGAUGCUGUACUUCUCAUCUUUGCAAACAAACAGGAUCUGCCGAACGCGAUGAACGCGGCGGAGAUCACGGACAAGCUGGGGCUGCACUCGCUGCGCAACCGCAACUGGUACAUCCAGGCGACGUGCGCCACCUCCGGCGACGGCCUCUACGAGGGGCUCGACUGGCUCUCCAACCAGCUGAAGAACGCCAACCGCUAACCACAGACAAUCUGAUUACUGAAAGAGACUAUGGUUUAAGAUAUGUUAACUUUAUUUGCUAUAAAUGAAUACAAUGUAUUAUGUGCGGAUUCAUAAAUGUAAUGCGUCACCCGGUGACCGAGCUGCAUCGCAUUCUCGCUCAACUUGCUACCCUCGACCUAACAGUUUGUGUAACCGUUCCCUUUGAAUCCCUUGCAAUUAACAGUUUCAAAGUAUAAUCAGUGUACAAAUUAUCCGGAGGUGGGACUGUGAGUAGCGUUAACUGUGUUCCACAUCUCAAAGGAUGCGUUGUUUGUUCGUGCUCUGAUGACGUGGAACAAACGAUAGAGUGUAAAGUUUGCUAAAUUACAAUAUUUUUUUUGUUUACAAUAAUCAAUACAACAGUGGAUCAGUGUACACUUAAGCAGUGGUCGUGCAUUGUGAUGUGGAUAGGUUCGUAGCUGACUCGUGAUAAAGAAUCACAGCAUAACAUGUUUUAUAUGUAUACUAUAAUGUGGAAUAAGUUGUCGUAAUAAAGUAUUUAAAGUUAAUUCACAUAUACGACUUUCAAUAUUCACUCUAUUAGUUAAUUAGUGGACCGUAUCUAACAACUGCAGUGCUUGUGGAAUGUAUUAGUGUGCCUGCUGUCUUCUGUUUGUCACAUGAAUCAAGAAUAAAGUUCUCAGGUCAGCUUGUAAUAUAGUUUAUUCCUUUGUCUUUAACCUGAUUAUCCUAAAGGUCGUGUGCUUGGUGUUUCCCACUGUGAGCUAUUUCCGUUCAUAACAAGGAGAUUAUUUUCAAGUGCCACAAUAUAUCCCACCUCGGCUGAAACCUAUUCACAUUGCUCGGACGGUAUUCCUUCCCCUAAAACUCAAUGGAAUUUCAGACAUUUAUAAUUUGUAUGACUUGUAUUAUGUUUAUUUUGAUUGAAGUUAAGUAGGUAGCGUAAGCUGUUAUGUAUUUUACAUUCAAAAAACAUUACAUAUUAAUACUUACGGAGAUGGCUUGUUGUGAUGGACCUGCAUUUAUUUGAUUUCUCAUGACGAACCGAUUAGUUUUAGGUAUUUGUAAUGAUAUAACACAUGUCUACAGAUCUAGUGUUCCCUGCAAUGGGAACUCGGACUGGGAUGUUUUUUGAUCAUACACAAUUAAUUAUAACUUAGCGUUUUUAUAAUGAUUUAGAAAAAAUUGUUGACACCCUGUCAAGGAUAUAAUGAUGUAGGACGUGCGAUGGAUAGUUUUUUUUAUUUUCACGGAAAUCAAGGAGAUAAGUGAAGAAGCGAUAUGUGACAUUCCGGUUUCUCUUAUGCUGUAUUAUGGAAUAAAGUAUCCUCACCAA
Papilio polytes (common Mormon) is the source of this 2077-nucleotide messenger RNA. RefSeq names its product ADP-ribosylation factor 1 (gene Arf79F). Gene Ontology annotation, biological process: intracellular protein transport; vesicle-mediated transport. Gene Ontology annotation, molecular function: GTPase activity; GTP binding. Lineage: Eukaryota; Metazoa; Arthropoda; Insecta; Lepidoptera; Papilionidae. Gene Ontology annotation, cellular component: cytoplasm; plasma membrane. The coding region runs from base 16 to 759 and encodes 247 amino acids. The record is from RefSeq and is a predicted model, not a curated record. The transcript has 6 exons.